Gorilla gorilla gorilla (western lowland gorilla) is the source of this 1463-nucleotide messenger RNA. It is a transcript of the gene RGS2, whose product is annotated as regulator of G protein signaling 2. Bases 149 to 784 code for a protein of 211 amino acids. Lineage: Eukaryota; Metazoa; Chordata; Mammalia; Primates; Hominidae. The transcript is spliced from 5 exons. The record is from RefSeq and is a predicted model, not a curated record.
AUCCCCGUGCCCGUCUGCAGCCGACCAAUCCGCGUCCUCUUGAGGCGGGGCCGGAGCCGCGAGGCCCCGCCCUCAAGCCGAGGCCUCUAAUAAAUGCUGCGACGCACGCCAAGCCUCAAACAGCCGGGGCUCCAGCGGGAGGACGAUAAUGCAAAGUGCUAUGUUCUUGGCUGUUCAGCACGACUGCAGACCCAUGGACAAGAGCGCAGGCAGCGGCCACAAGAGCGAGGAGAAGCGGGAAAAGAUGAAACGGACCCUUUUAAAAGAUUGGAAGACCCGUUUGAGCUACUUCUUGCAAAAUUCCUCUACUCCUGGGAAGCCCAAAACCGGCAAAAAAAGCAAACAGCAAGCUUUCAUCAAGCCUUCUCCUGAGGAAGCACAGCUGUGGUCAGAAGCAUUUGACGAGCUGCUAGCCAGCAAAUAUGGUCUUGCUGCAUUCAGGGCUUUUUUAAAGUCGGAAUUCUGUGAAGAAAAUAUUGAAUUCUGGCUGGCCUGUGAAGACUUCAAAAAAACCAAAUCACCCCAAAAGCUGUCCUCAAAAGCAAGGAAAAUAUAUACUGACUUCAUAGAAAAGGAAGCUCCAAAAGAGAUAAACAUAGAUUUUCAAACCAAAACUCUGAUUGCCCAGAAUAUACAAGAAGCUACAAGUGGCUGCUUUACAACUGCCCAGAAAAGGGUAUACAGCUUGAUGGAGAACAACUCUUAUCCUCGUUUCUUGGAGUCAGAAUUCUACCAGGACUUGUGUAAAAAGCCACAAAUCACCACAGAGCCUCAUGCUACAUGAAAUGUAAAAGGGAGCCCAGAAAUGGAGGACAUUUCAUUCUUUUUCCUGAGGGGAAGGACUGUGACCUGCCAUAAAGACUGACCUUGAAUUCAGCCUGGGUGUUCAGGAAACAUCACUCAGAACUAUUGAUUCAAAGUUGGGUAGUGAAUCAGGAAGCCAGUAACUGACUAGGAGAAGCUGGUAUCAGAACAGCUUCCCUCACUGUGUACAGAAUGCAAGAACGGAAUAGGUGGUCUGAACGUGGUGUCUCACUCUGAAAAGCAGGAAUGUAAGAUGAUGAAAGAGACAAUGUAAUACUGUUGGUCCAAAAGCAUUUAAAAUCAAUAGAUCUGGGAUUAUGUGGCCUUAGGUAGCUGGUUGUACAUCUUUCCCUAAAUCGAUCCAUGUUACCACAUAGUAGUUUUAGUUUAGGAUUCAGUAACAGUGAAGUGUUUACUAUGUGCAAGGGUAUUGAAGUUCUCAUGACCACAGAUCAUCAGUACUGUUGUCUCAUGUAAUGCUAAAACUGAAAUGGUCCGUGUUUGCAUUGUUAAAAAUGAUGUGUGAAAUAGAAUGAGUGCUAUGGGGUUGAAAACUGCAGUGUCCGUUAUGAGUGCCAAAAAUCUGUCUUGAAGGCAGCUACACUUUGAAGUGGUCUUUGAAUACUUUUAAUAAAUUUAUUUUGAUAAAUAAUAUUGAA